GCACAGGAGCUAAGAGAGCUAUAACUACUAACUGAAUUAUAAGUAAUUGACAGCUAGCUAUAACUAUCUGAUAACAUCUUUAGACAAUGAACUGAUUCUCUUAACACGAACGUACUCUUUAGUAGGUAGACCACUGCAUGAGUCGAUUCGAUUCGCAAAGAGAAAGAGAGGGAUUAAGGAGCACAACAAUUGUGGACGUGCUUGCUAAAGGGAUUGAGAAAGAAACACUAGUGAGAUCUAGAUAUAGGAAGAAAAUUACAUUAAUAAUUAAUUCGUGUGUUGACAUAUACUUUCUUUUAUGCUUAGUUUACUAAUUGUGUUUUUACUUUUAUUUAUGAUAUUCUAAGAUUCAUUCCAAGUUCUUGAAAUUGGAAAUUUGUAUGUGAAAAUCUUGAGUACAUUUCUGUACAGGGAUAUUUUGAUACACCUAUUAGUUUAUUUAUUUUUAUUUUUUUUAUAAAAUUAAACAGAAAUUUGGUCGUUGAUAAGUGAUACAAGUCGUUUAUUUAUUUAUUUAUUUAUUUUAUUUUUCUCCUUUUAUGUGUCGUGUAAAAUAAAUAAAAACAAAAUAAAAUUUUAAUAAUGUAUUUGGAUGAUAGAAUAAAGAACUGAAAACCCAAUCCAUUUUUAGAGAGAAAACCCAAAGGAGUACCUGAACAGAACAAGGUGACCCAUUUACACAGCUUUAAAACCUCAAUAACUAGGCUCUUCUUUUUAGGAAGAAAAAAGGAGGACAACUUUGAAAAAUAAUCACCUCCACCGAAUAAAAAGAAGAUCUUUUUCAAUGUGAAUCUGACUGUCUUCAUUUAAUGUGUGUGAAGCCAUUGAUUUAGAUGAGUGUCUUUUCUUUUGCUCCACCAUUUUCAUCUCAUGCUGAUCUCUCUGUCCUUCAAAAGCUUAAAAACUUCAUUAACACAAUGUCGUUUUCCUCACCAACUCCAACCCAGUUCUUAAUCAACGCUUUUCUCCUCCUCCAAAGCCAAACACUCUUCUUUCUCACUCUCCAAGCAGAUCACGUGAAUCCCACCACCAAGGGCACGUGCCACGACACGUGCGGUACCGUCCCGGUGAAGUACCCAUUUGGAACCGAAUUCGGAUGUGGACACCCGGAUUUCGCCCGUUACGUCAAAUGCAACGGCGGAACGCUCCAGCUCACCACCGGCGCCGGAAGCUACACCAUUUCCUCCAUUGAUUACCCGAGCAACACCAUAAUUGUGACCGACCCACUCAUGUCCAACUGCACCUCAAUGCAAAACUCCGGCAGCUUCAGCUUGGACCGAGCAAGCCCUUUUACCAUCGCCGACGAGAACAUCUUCGUCCUCCUCGGGUGCUCCACCACCUCGCCCGUCUUCGACCCGGACCAAGAUCUCUGUGAUACCGGGUCGGGGUACCGGGUCUGCAGAGGCAUGUACUCGUGCAAGGGUGUGGCGGGAAUCGGGUUGCCGACGAAUUCUCCGGCAUCCACGUGUUGCGUGUACGAUUCUCCGAUGGGUUUUGGUUCGGGUUACGAACUGGAUCUUCCUAAGUUGCAGUGCUCGUCUUACACGUCGAUAUACGAGUUUGGAGACGAAGGUGACCCGAUGAAAUGGCGGUUUGGGGUAUUGUUGGAGUAUAAUGAUUCAUAUUACAGCAGUGGGUGUAGAGAUUGUGAAGAGAGUCAAGGGUUUUGUGGGUUUUCGGGUUUGGAUCAGUCUUUUGCUUGUAUUUGCCCCAAUGGGAUGAACACUACUGUCAACUGCUUUGGUCGAGGGUAUGCUUGGAGCGGGACAAGGGGCCUAGGAGUUCACAUCAACACAUGUAUUGCAGGUUUUCUGGUGUCUUGGGCUUUACUUUUCAUUGGAAGAGGCAGAUGAGGAAAGAUGGUUCAUCUGUUCAACUUCAGUCAAUAACAUUCUCAAAGAAACUUUUGGAGUGCAAGUAAUGUGGGAAAAAAGUGCUCCCCAUUUCAUAGCUUUCUAAUAUUACUUGUUAGAAGACCUGUGAUUAUAAUAUGGACAUUUUUUUUAGUUUUUUUUUUAUUAUUGUUUUAAGGAUAAAUAUUAUUUUUGAGCUUGUGUUUUGCAAAAGUUACGAAUUGAAUUUUCUAUUUUGCAAAA
This is a messenger RNA of Cannabis sativa, 2096 nucleotides long. Its product is annotated as LEAF RUST 10 DISEASE-RESISTANCE LOCUS RECEPTOR-LIKE PROTEIN KINASE-like 1.5. Gene Ontology annotation, molecular function: polysaccharide binding. Lineage: Eukaryota; Viridiplantae; Streptophyta; Magnoliopsida; Rosales; Cannabaceae. Bases 834 to 1853 code for a protein of 339 amino acids. The transcript has 3 exons. The record is from RefSeq and is a predicted model, not a curated record.